ACACCAUGCCAUGGAUUCAGUUUGGAUACAGAACAUCCCAUCACCUUCCAAGAAACAGCAAAGGGCUUUGGGCAGAGUGUUGUGCAGUUUGGAAGUGGAGCAAAUGCUGGGUCUGUGGGCCCACAGUACAUCAGACCUGUGGGGAAAACAUAUACCUCAAAGGCUAUUGCUUUCUCCUUGACCAGAAUUUGAUGGAGACAAAGCGUUUUCCUCAAAGUUUGCCAGAUUGUCCAAAACGGCUCACUGACAUAGUAUUUCUGAUAGACGGUUCAGGAAGCAUUAACGAGAGAGAGUUCUCACAGAUGAAGACAUUUGUAUCUAAGGUCAUGAAGCGUUUCCAAAAUACCAACACCCAGUUUGCCUUGUCCCAGUACGCACGCCGUUAUCGGGAACAUUUUGACUUCCUUGAGUUUCAGAGAAUUGGAGAUCCUGAUGAAUUGCUUAGACAAGUCCAGCAGCUGCGAGGGGCAACUCUCACAGCUACAUAUAUCCAGAAAGUAGUGCGUGAGCUCUUUGUCCCAGAAAAAGGAUCCCGACAUGAUGCCUCUAAGGUUCUCAUUGUGAUAACUGAUGGAGAGAAAACAGGGGAUGCCUUGGAGUACAGCGAUGUUAUACCGCAGGCUGAGAAAGCUGGCAUCAUCCGCUUUGCCAUUGGGGUGGGAGAAGUUUUCUCAAAAGGCAGAGCCAAUCAGGAGCUUAUCAGCAUUGCCUCUUCACCACCAUCUGACCAUGUUUUCCCAGUGGACAACUUUGAUGCGCUCAAGGACAUCCAGAACAAACUCCAGGAUAAAAUUUUUGCCAUUGAAGGUACACAAUCAAAAACUGGCAGCUCCUUCCAGUUAGAGAUGUCCCAGGAGGGAUUCAGUGCCUUGUUGACCCCGGAUGGUCCAGCAUUGGGGGCAGUAGGAGCCUAUGACUGGUCUGGAGGAACCUUUCUAUAUGGGAGUCGUGGCGAUUCAAGCUUUAUCAAUGUGUCAAGCCUCACUAAGGAUAUGAAUGAUGCCUAUCUUGGUUACUCAAUGCAGAUAGUUCAACUGAAUGGACAAAAUAGUUACGUGUUGGGAGCUCCUCGAUAUCAACAUGCUGGCAGGGUUAUCUGGUUCACCCAAAAUAAUGGGCAAUGGGAGGCAAAAUCAGAGCUGUCCACAGAAAAGCCCAUCCAGAUUGGCUCAUACUUUGGGGCAGCGCUUUGCUCUGUGGACCUUGAUAGAGAUACCAACACGGACCUGAUUCUUAUUGGUGCUCCUCUGUACUAUGACUCUGUGACCGGAGGGAGGGUCUACAUCUGUGAGAGGAAGGAGGACUCAUUUUUCUGCAGCAAAGAAUUGCAUGGAGAAACCAAACACCCCUUUGGCCGCUUUGGGGCCAGUAUAGUGGAAAUAGGUGAAAUAACUGGGGACCGAUGGACGGACGUAGCAGUUGGAGCUCCAAUGGAAGAUGAGAAUCAAGGAGCAGUGUACCUAUUUCGAGGAAAGAGCAGAUCCAUAAACCAAGCGUAUAGCCAGCGUAUCCAAGGCUCUAGACUGACUAAUAGGCUUCAUUACUUUGGCCAAGCAAUUGAUGGUGGAUCAGACCUUACAGGAGAUGGACUCCCAGAUGUAGCAGUUGGAGCUGAAGGGCAAGUGCUGUUGUUGAGGUCUCGGCCUGUGCUCCAAGUAGCUUCCAGGAUCACUUUUACUCCAUCUACAAUCCCCAUUUCUGCCUUUGAGUGCCAGGACCAGGAAGUGCUGAACAAGGAGAUCAGCAAGGCAAUGGUUUGCCUCAACAUCCAGUCGGACUCUCGGUUUAAAUUUGGCAACAGCAUUUCAAGCACCAUUCGGUACACUUUGUCUUUGGAUUAUGGUCGGACUAUGAUUCGGGCUAUUUUUAAUGGUGGUUCAGGUACCUCCACCAUCACUGAAGAGAUGCAAGUCGGCUUGACAAAGAACUGCAAGGAGUAUCGCAUAAAGUUGCCGACCUGCAUAGAAGACAGCCUCACUCCUAUAAGCCUCCGGUUGAAUUAUACCCUGACAGGAGAUCCCAUUCGUGGUUCUGACAACCUGCGAGCCAUCCUUGGUGAAGAUGAGCCUCAUCAGUUUACAGCAUCACUGCCGUUUGAAAAGAAUUGUGGCAGAGAUGGUGUCUGUAAAGAUGCAUUAAAAACUUCCUUCAAUUUCUCUGGCUUGGACACAUUGGUGGUAGGCCUGACACCUGAGGUCAAUGCCACAGUCUUCAUCCGAAAUGAUGGAGAAGAUUCCUAUAGCACCACUCUAACCUUCUUAUACCCUUCUGCAUUGUCCUAUCGCAGGUUCACACUAUUGCAGUCCAACAGAAAGUUUGUGGUCAUUAAAUGUGCCUCUGUCCCAGCUGCAGAAGAGGACCCUGUCAGGAACACAACCUGUGACAUCAAUCACCCCAUCUUCCGAAGUGGGGCUCAGGUUAUCUUCAUUGCCACAUUUUCAGUAUCCCAGGAUGCAGCUCUGGGGAAUGAGGUACAAAUCAAUGCUACAGCUGGCAGUGAAAACAAUGGCCCGAUCACCCAGGACAUGGUUCACCAAGAAAAGUUGACUGUCAAAUAUGCUGUAUAUAUCUUUGUAAACACUUUGGAUGAGUCAACAAAGUAUGUCAAUUUUUCUGCUGGACAGGAAGAUCGAAGUCAGAUUGUGGAACAUCUGUACGAGGUGAAGAAUACAUACCAACAAAAGGUUCCUGUUUCAGUGCUGUUUCAAUUUCCUGUGGAACUGAAUGGGAUAUGGGUUUGGAAUGCAUCCCUAGACAUUGCUGCUGAGUUGUUCCACCUGGCUCAUUGUGUCCCAGAAAAAGAGACUCCAGGAUCCAAGGAUUUUGUGAAACAACUAAAGGAACGUCCCAUUCUGGACUGCACUGUGGCCACCUGUAAAACAGUCCGCUGUGACAUCCCAUCCCUGAAACCCAAGCAAACACUGGAGUUCAGAAUCAAGGGGGACACUGGCUUCAAGUGGCUCUCUGAGACGCAACAGAAGAAAGUGACCUUGAUGAGCUCAGCACAGAUUUCCUAUGAUGAGAAAAAAUAUUUCCAAAAAGAGGGCUUUGUACAGAGCCAGGCAAAGACUGUGGUGGAGCAUUUGGUGGCCUACAACUACCUGCCCAUCAUUAUUGGUAGCAGUAUCGGGGGAAUUGUUCUCCUUGCUCUGAUUGUUGCUGCUCUCUACAAGCUUGGUUUCUUCAAGCGACAGUAUAAAGAGAUGAUGGAUGAGGCAGGAGAUGUGGGCAAUGAGGCUGGACCUUCACAAGACAGCAUUAGCCCUACCCCUGCUGCUACUAAAGGAUAACCAAAUUCCCUGAGGCAUGUUUUCUCUAGGGACACUGUACUGAACUACAAAAGACUAAUCCAGGGUGGAGCUGAGAUUUGCUUUAUACAUUUCCUUUUCCAUACCUGGAAGGAGCUUUGACAGUAAGAAAUGACAUCCUACAAAACACACAAGUUCGGUUGUGAUUAUUGCCUACAUGCUGAGAAGUUACAUCCAAAUUGCAUUCUCCCGGUGUGUGUGCACACGUUGACCUACACACAUGUAGAACUGUCACACAAUCGAAAGACAAUUUCUUACACAGAAGGGCUUUCUUUGCAGAAAAGUGAUACAUCUACCAUGAUUAUUAGAACAAGGAAGCCUGGAUUCUGAUCCCUUCACUUCUUGUAAGCUGGAAGGUUAGUCAGACAUUGAAAAGAAUCUUGCUGUGAGGAAAAGAUGUUUGUAUCCAGCAUCCAGAACAGAUGAGUAUAUGUUUGUAUUCUGUAUAUAUGUUGAUUGCACCCACGGGGAAUCUAAUGUUAAUACAAAUUUUUAAUUUUGUUUUGAAGUUUCACAUCCUUAUAAUGUAGUAAAGGAACAAUACUGGCCAACAGUAUGCCACGUGGUGUCCUACAAUAUGAUUCCUAUAAAUCCUAGUCAGCAUGGGGAUUAUGGAAGAUGUAGUACAUAACCUUUGAUGAUAUUUGGGUUGCCUCCUCCUGACAUUUUAAACUAGUUUUUCACACACAUCCUUUUCUCUCCUUUAAGGUAGUUACUCUCAAAUCACUCCCUAGUAGUCACAUCGCCAGUCUCCAAUUUUUGCACUUCUUGCAAAGAAAAACUUUUGUGAAUCAUGGAAGCAGGAUUUGGAAAUGUUCUUAAUUUCCCUAAAUCAGUUCUGGCUGUGGGAUAUAAGAUUUCAGACAAAAACAUUGGGGUGAGAUUUGGGAAUUCUGUUACCUGUGGACUAGAGAUGGCUUACAAGUCUCUUUUUCCUUCAGCCUAAUUGACUGCAAACAGGUUGUUCCUGAAUAUGACUGAUAGCCUGUGGGUUUGUCACAACUAGAAUAGAUCCAUUCAAUCAGUUGUUGAGUGGUUGGUCAAAAAAUACAUGAAUUUAAUGUAUUCAGUGGGUCUGUGCUAGUCAGGACUAAAAGAGAAUUUAGGCCUAUUUCUCUCUGAUGUUUACUUCUUACAGUUAUGUUGUAAAUGUGCAAUUACGUGCAAAUGUGCAAUUACAGUUCAAGGGUUUUUUAAAUUGUGUGGCACAGGUUUCAGUACCUGCAUUAAAACAUUAUGACCUUAGCAAUGAUAAACGUAGGAAAUAUGGCUGUACAAACAGGAUAUGGAAGGCUUUUUUAAUGUUACUUUGAGGAAUUCCUUCUGGAGGUUUUUUACAUACCUAAGCUAACUGGUCAUAUUCUAUACUGUAUCAAUUAAUCCCCAGAUACCUUUGAAUUGAUUUUAUGUCACUGAGAAUUCAUUUAAAGGGUAACACUUCUUUGUUUCCCCAAAGCAUCUCCAGUAUAAUACAAUUUGAAAUAUGAAGAAAGUACUUCAUCCAUUAAAAAUUAUUUUUAUUGUCUCCCAAGUAGGGAAGGCUGUCUGAAUUGUGGUUUUACCAAGGCUUGUGCAUUUAUAUCUUCCCACCCAGAGAGAGAGAAAGAGAGAGAACAGCAGUGCUCUAGUGGUGGCCACCUUCAUCUUCAUAACCUGUGGGCAGUGGAUUGGUGUGUGGGUUAUGGAAGAAGGUGUGAUUUCCAUCACCCCAAGGGAAAGGCUGAAGAAAGGAGAAGAAAAGAAAAGAGAACAAGAGAGUACAUGAAAUUAGAAACAGGUUAGGCUAUCAGCUUGAACCUCCCUUUCCAGGCACUGUUUGUUUUUAUUUUAAAAUUCCAUGCCUCUUAUUACUUGCUUUUGAGGUGGCUUAACAAUAAUGGCAAUAUUCUUUAAAACCCAUCUAAGAUAGCAAGAUGUAGAACAAUAGAGAAUAAAAUCAAACUUAAUAACUCUCCAAAAACAAAACAAC
This is a messenger RNA of Sceloporus undulatus (fence lizard), 5277 nucleotides long. Its product is annotated as integrin alpha-X-like. Lineage: Eukaryota; Metazoa; Chordata; Lepidosauria; Squamata; Phrynosomatidae. The transcript is spliced from 27 exons. The record is from RefSeq and is a predicted model, not a curated record. Gene Ontology annotation, molecular function: integrin binding. Gene Ontology annotation, cellular component: integrin complex; external side of plasma membrane. Gene Ontology annotation, biological process: cell-cell adhesion; integrin-mediated signaling pathway; cell adhesion mediated by integrin. Bases 6 to 3290 code for a protein of 1094 amino acids.